This is a messenger RNA of Bactrocera latifrons, 864 nucleotides long. RefSeq lists its product as uncharacterized. The transcript is spliced from 2 exons. Bases 1 to 864 code for a protein of 287 amino acids. Gene Ontology annotation, molecular function: nucleic acid binding; RNA-DNA hybrid ribonuclease activity. Lineage: Eukaryota; Metazoa; Arthropoda; Insecta; Diptera; Tephritidae. The record is from RefSeq and is a predicted model, not a curated record.
AUGAGCACAUGCCCCACGGUGGCACUGGAAGUCAUGCUAGAGCUCACACCGCUGCAUCAGGUGAUCAAGCUAGCAGCAAAGCACACCAUGCUGCUUAUGUCAGCAAAAGGCUGUGGAAGAGGAAAGGUAAUGUCCUCUAGACAGAUGGACGAACUGACGGAGAGCACACCGCUAGCUCUCCUUCCUAAGGACAGCACCACUAAGAAAAUAAACUUCAAGAAGAACUUCAAAGUCACUCUAGGCAGCAAGACGGUGUGGAGUGAUUCCGCGCUGGAAAGGCUGCUGGAAGACAGCACCAUUCAGUGGUACACUGAUGGCUCAAAAACACCGGAAGGUAUUGGGGCAGGUAUCGCGGGACCGCGUACCAAGCUGUCCAUACCUAUGGGCAGCUUCUCAAGUAUCUUCCAGGCAGAAGUUUUUGCCAUCAGUCAGUGGGCUGAAGUCAACCUCAGCCGCAACUAUCGUAACCAGCGUAUAGCUAUUCUCAGGGAUAGUCAAGCGGCACUAAAAGCGAUCUCAUCCUACGAGACCAAAUCGCUUCUAGUCGAGGAAUGCGUAGAAUGGCUAAACCGGCUGUCGUUGUGUAAUCGGGUGCACCUAAUAUGGGUACCAGGGCACAAGGGAGUAGAAGGUAAUGAGAAGGCCGACGAACUGGCCGGCACUGCAGCAGCGUCAAAGAUGUUGGGACCGGAGCCAUACAUAGCGGUAGGACCCUACACUUUCAAAGAGCUGCUCCGCACGGAGGAUAGAGUGGAGAGAGAACGGCACUGGCGACAGGCAGCAGUCUCGAAUAUCGAGGGUAUCGAUAUUUCGAAACCGAUCACUGCUUGUAUCACUAGUGCCCAAUUGAAUUUCGAACAGUGA